AUGGAUCCGGCACUCCCACGAUUUAUGACCCGUAUGAUUCUAUCUACGGCGCCGCAGCAAGCCUUUGCACAGGUAGACGAACUUUACCUGCAGGCCGCAGCCCUUCGAGAACAAGCCCACGAACUCCAAGAGCAAAUCGACUUUCUCAAAGAUCGAGCCGACUGUCUGGCCACAACGGCGGAGGGUCUUCAAGAAAUUGCCGAGCAAGAUCGUGACGCCAUACAGACCAUGUUCGAACGAUCUCUCUGCAUUUACCAGCACAUGUACACGGUGUACGUCUCGGCUCCCCGCAGGGAAGCACGUUUCAAUGACAUCAAAACGCGCUCGGAAGACGGGAUGGUGACCAUGGAAGAGAUGGAAGAAUUCCUGGAAGAUGUAUACCAGCACUUCCUCGUCACGUCCGAGAGAGUGGAGAGAUCAGCCGCACCCGAGCCCGAAAGUCCACCAACUCUGAAUACACUCUCCUCCGCAGCACAAGCUCAAAACCAGUCGGAAACGGAGGUACCCAUCAAGCAAGAGUUGAAGCGAAAGUUUUCCACCUUUCAAGAAGAUGAGAAUGGCAUCGAUGCAGACUCGGGACGAGCCAACAAGAACAAUGAUGCUGUCGAGUCAAGUGAUGAAGCUUCCUCCUCAGACGAAGACUGUCAAGAUCCAUCGACCAACAACGCUGAAACAAAUGAGGAGAGCAGCUGUGAAGGCACAGAAGACAUGGAAGAAAGCCCAGGCGAAGAAUCGGGGUCAGCAAGCGACGAGAAUAGUGACAAUGAAUGCGAUGAUUCCGAAGUGGUCGGUUCAUCUGAUUGCGAGACAGAAUCAGAUUCCUCAACUGGAUCCCAUACAGCAGUCGACGUGGGCGGGCCAACUCCCAAGAAGUAUUCCAGUCACAGCAGCUCAACCAACAGUGUCCAAUCUCUUUCGUCCUCAGCUUCAAGCACUGCUUCACUUGGUUUCCGAGCUAUGCACGAGGAUCGAUCGUUACGAGGGAGAGAGAAUCAGAACAACUUGACCAGGGGCGGGAAAAGAUUGAAGAAGAAUGUGCUGCGUGGUUGGGCAUGA
Molecule: messenger RNA, 1056 nt
Organism: Fonsecaea nubica
Lineage: Eukaryota; Fungi; Ascomycota; Eurotiomycetes; Chaetothyriales; Herpotrichiellaceae
Exons: 1
Coding region: 1-1056 (351 amino acids)
Source: RefSeq, a predicted model, not a curated record